AUGUCAGACAUCGAUGUCCUUAUUAUCGGUGGAGGGCCAACUGGCCUCACAGCGGCCCUCGAGCUCGCAGCACAGAAGGUUCCGUUUCGCAUCAUCGACAAAGCCACACAGCGUUCAUCUUACAGCCGAGCACUUGUGCUACAGCCCCGGUCGCAGGAGCUUCUCAACCGCCAUGGCGAUGUAAGGGAGCUCUUGGACGCCGGGUUCCAGGCAGUGGGAACCACCACUGCCGUCAAUGGCAAGAAGGUCGUCGACGUCAACGUGGACUUCGUUGGUAUCACUCCAACGGUCUUCCCAGCGCCAAGGUCUAUAUCACAGGCCGAUACAGAGGCCUGGCUCGACCGCAUCCUGGCAAAGCACGGCGCUGCUGUCGAGAUGGGGGUCGAGGCCAAGAGUAUCGAACAGGACGACGAGGGUGUAACGGUGCGACUGGUUUCACAGAGCGGCGCCGAAGAGACUAUCAGGGCCAAGUAUGUGGUCGGUGCCGAUGGAGCUCACAGCUGCGUCCGGCAUUCAGCCAAGACGAUGACCUUUGACGGAGAUGCCUACCCGCAAGAGUUCGUCCUAGCCGAUACGCACAUCAAAACCAACUUGCCCGUCAACAGGGCUUAUUUCUGCUUGGGCACCGGCGUGUGCGUAGUCCUUCCCAUGAAGGGAGGAAUGGUGCGCCUGGUGGUCUCGCGGCCGAACCAACCCAAGACCGGAGUUCCACAGCUUGAGGAGUUUGAAUCCUUCAUGAAGGGGGUGUUUCCCGGCGAGGUAAAAUUGUACAAUCCUACCUGGCUAACGCGCUUCAAUUUGCACCACCGCGGCGUCAACAAGUACCGCGAGGGCCGACUCUUCGUAGCGGGCGACGCCGCACACAUUCACUCCCCAGCUGGCGGCCAAGGAAUGAACACUGGCAUCCAAGACGCGAUCAACCUUGGCUGGAAGUUGGCUGCGGUGCUUCGAGGCGAGAAGCCAGACUCGUUUCUCGAUACCUAUGACGACGAACGACGACCUGUCGGCCAGCAUCUCCUCAAGACUACAGACAAGCUGUUCUCCUGGAUCACAUGGACGAAUCCUAUCUACCUGUUUCUCCGCAACCUCAUCCUGCCCUGGACCAUGCCCCUUAUGACCAGAAACCCCGAGAAGAAUCUGCAAGCAUUUAAAUUCAUGACUGAGUUCGGCAUUCGCUACAGCCGGAGCCCUAUCGUCGGCACCGCUCCUGGUUUCCGCGGGCCCAUCCUAGGAGGUAACCGUGCGGUAGACGGAAAGCUUGAUGGCCCAGAAGGCGAGAAGUACCUCCAAACACUCUUCACCCCCGAGAGCCAUCACCUCGUACUGUUUUCAGGUGUCAAUACUGCAGCCGCUAGCGAGGGCGAUUUGCACCGCGCCGAGACGAGGUUCCUGGAGGCCUGUAGGACUCAGACCAAAGUACACACCAUCUUUGGGCCCAGUCAAGCUGGAAAAUCUGGUUACGUCGAUAUCGACGGCGCCGUUCACAAGUCCUAUGGCUUCGAAGGGUCUGGAUACGCCCUGGUACGCCCUGACGGGUAUGUGGCACACAUUGGCCCCUUAUCGGCGUUUGAUGGACUCCUUGAAUGGAUCCAGUGA
This is a messenger RNA of Neoarthrinium moseri, 1596 nucleotides long. RefSeq lists its product as uncharacterized. The coding region runs from base 1 to 1596 and encodes 531 amino acids. The record is from RefSeq and is a predicted model, not a curated record. Gene Ontology annotation, molecular function: FAD binding. The transcript has a single exon. NCBI's taxonomy places the organism in Eukaryota, Fungi, Ascomycota, Sordariomycetes, Amphisphaeriales, Apiosporaceae.